Molecule: messenger RNA, 1875 nt
Organism: Drosophila bipectinata
Lineage: Eukaryota; Metazoa; Arthropoda; Insecta; Diptera; Drosophilidae
Product: gastrin/cholecystokinin type B receptor
Biological process (GO): neuropeptide signaling pathway
Cellular component (GO): plasma membrane
Molecular function (GO): neuropeptide receptor activity
Source: RefSeq, a predicted model, not a curated record
UCUCCAGUUCGGACCUUUCUGCGGCAUACUUUUGGGCCUCACCCUGGAAAUGGCCCUCCUACACUACACCUUUGAGCAGUUUGAGUUGUACCUGAAGUGGGCCCUCAGCAAGCACGGGGAGUUCACCCCCGCCCCCACCAUUCAGCCGUAUCCGGGCAUCUUCAUCGGUGAUCUUAGCCAGCUGAACAGGUUCAAGCGCAAUGCCUUCUCCGCCGUGGUGGGAAUCCUUUUCGUGUUGGCCUUUGUCGGAAAUCUGGGCACCCUCUACGUCAACUCCCGCCGGAAACUGAGACCCUUCUUCCGAUCCUGCCUGAUUUCACUGGCCUGCAGUGAUCUCUCCUCCACGGUUUUCUGUACAACCUCCUACAUGGCUCAGUUUAAUGCGGAGUACCUCCAGCUUUGGACUAUUGGUGGCUUCAUGUGCAAGUUUGUGCCCUUUGCCACCACCACUUCGGUGCUCUCUGGAAGCCUGACCCUCGUGGCCAUUGCCCUGGAUCGCUACCUGGCCAUAAUGCGGCCAGUGUUGGGCUUCUGGAAUCCGGACUACCGCUUCAGUGUGGUCACCAUGCUGCUGAUUUGGGCCUGUUCCAUUGGCGCCUCGGGUCCGCUGUUGGGCAUCUACGAUUACCAGCGUGUCCAACUGCUGGAUGCAGAGGAUUCUCAGACAGAGGACGAGGACGAGACCAAAGAAGUGCCCAGGGAACUUGUGGUCACCGAACUGGAGCUGGUGCACAUGUGCCUGGCCGGCGACCACGCUGUCGGAUUAUACUACGUAGUACUCUUUACCCUGAUCUUUAUGCCCUGCAUAGUGGCGUUCGUUUGGCUGAAUGCCAUCAUUGCCAGGCAGCUCUGGCUGAGGCGGCACUUCCACCAGGAGCAGCAGGUGCGCCAGCAGGAGCCCCAGCAGGGUCAGUUCAAGGCCCUCGGGUCGGCAGGCGGCAGUGCGGACUUCCUGAUGCCCUCGACCUUGGCCAGUGCCAUCGGCGUGGCCCUGCCCUUUGCCGUGGACAAGAUGCCAGUGCCCUCCAGCACUCCUUCCCCCAAUCCUGCAAAGAAAACAACAGCUGCUUCGUUGGCCAGGGAGGCGAGACACCGGAAAAUGGUGGUGGUGGUACUGCUGAUGAUGGCCGUCUUCAUAUUCCUACGACUGCCCGCCUGGGUCUUCCUGAUUAUGCGACUCUACGGAUCCUACUCGGAGCCCAUCGACUGGCUGCUGUACUUCAGCUUUGGCAUCCUCAACCUCUUCAGCUGCGCCCUGAACCCCAUAUUUUACACGUUUCUCACCCAAACGAUACGCACGGCAUCGCUGGUGAAGCAAAAAAUCCGGUAUUUCCUUGGCUGCUCUCCCGGGAAUGUUCAAGACGCCGCCAUGCCGACGGAGGAGAUGAACAAAGGCAAGUGGUCGCAAUGCUGUUGUGGUCUGCGACCGCCCACCUUCACCUGGCGCUGCCACCUUGCCCGGAAUGCGGCAGCCACCACCGAAGUCCGGGCCUCGGACCACAAGUCCGCCAGUGCAGCGGUGCAGCAGGAGCCGGCCAGCCUGAAACGCAUCCUGAGCUUCAAGCACGAAGUGUUCACCAUUUACAAGCAGUGCGAUGACUCGACUUCGAGUGCGUCAAUUGAAUCCUCUGCCUGAUAGGCGACCACACCGAUCAUAAAUCACCCGGUUGCAUUUGUCGGAUACGGGAGUAAACGGUUAGCAGAACUUGAUUGAUGGUUAUAGUUCCCCAGGCCACCCACCUCCCAUCCGACAAUCCCCUAGAUGGCGAAAAAAACAGUGUGUCACGGUUGGUGGGGGGGUUAUCAGACAUCAAAAUAUGUGAAUAUAUAUAAGCACGUACAUUAUGUACCUUAUCAAAAGUGUAAAUAUGGAGA